ACUCGUUGCUGUGGCAACACUGCCUGUGGUCCAGGCGCACCCAACUGAGUCAUCAUGGCAUUUGGGGAAGUACUUCGCAGGGGGAUUUGCCCGAGAUCUUCUCCUCGUGCCAACGCAGACGGAUGCUCAGUAGGGUGCCUGGAUGUGUUUUCAGUACAUCUUCUACCCCAACUGGAGCAGAUUUAUCCCCACACACAUUUUACACAGUGCUCGAGUCAUCUGCUAGUCCGAAAAAGCUCGGCAGUCGUGCAGAAUUUCGCGCCGUGGAUACUUCAAGCCGCUUUUUCCGCAGAUUAUCGUCAAAACUUUUUUUUUGGUUCUCUCCUUCAUUUUCCUCCACAUACACACAUACACACUUUAUCCCGCACACCACGGACGUUUCAUCAAUUCAAAAGCAAAGGACAUAUCCAAGUGAAGGACCCCACAUAGCGGGGGAGUGGAGGAUAAAUCGAAUUAAUUACAGUGUACACGGAUAUUGAUGGGGAUGAAAUCCAAUUCAGGAGAUGGUUUCUAACUUACUCAUUAAUUCCUCAAGGCAGGGUGUCAUCUGGUGCAAAGAUUUUUAUUGAUUUUCCACCCCAAAAGGCAUCGGAAAGUGUCAAUUUUCGUAAUUAUAUAGGCAUUAAUUGCAAUUCGAUGUAAUUAGAGCCACCGGGGCAUGUGAAACAAUAUGCGAAUUAGCAUUGGAUUAAAAGAUUGGUUUAAAGGGAUGGAUGAGGGGUUGUGAGAUCAAGCGUUGCGGGUGAUGUUGGUAUGUAAGUGUUGCUGGAAAUGUGACCUCAAUAGGGAAUAAUAUUCAUCGAGUGUUCGUUAAGGUACCAGCAGUAUGGAAUAAAUUCUUAAAGUGAUUACAAUGAAAUAUGCUUUCUCAGUGCUUAAGUGAAUUUAUUGGGCGGAAAAGGAAAGGAUUGUGAGCCCUCGAGGGAGCACAGAGGAAAGUUUUCAAUUACAAGGCGGAAUGGCAACAACAGUUCAGCCAGGUCUCCGAUCCGGAGGUCUGCACCAUGCGUCCUCCCUCAGCAAUAUAGAAGCUUCGUCCAAGGGUCACUAUCACUUUCCUGGACGAAGCUACGACUCCGAGGAUGAGAAUAUGGGACGAACGAGAGCGCACACAACCACAUCGACUCAUUUCCUGAAGACAUCGAUUUACUCCAGAGGCGAUAUAAAAGAGCAAUAUUGUCUCUCCGACAGGCAAUUGAGCUCCAUCGAACCACCGCGCCGGGAGAGAUUCUUUGGCUGUUGGUCAGGAAGAGGUGCUCCUCAAUCGUUCUUGGGCGUUUGCGUGGGACGCAGAGCACCAUCAGAUGAGAAUAUCCAUGACUAUGCUCCUAUAUACAAAUACCCCAGGUAUCCACCCCCGGGGCCUGUGCCUCAUGACAUUCUCCUCUACGAUGAGGACCUCGAAAAUUCCUACUUCCGCCGUCGGCCUACGUCCUUUCUCACAGGCGGCGACCCAAAGCGCUACACGUGGAUGCCGGCUGAUGAGGAGGCUGUCCGUCUCGAAGGACCCCGUCCCAUCUGCCCGGAAGACGAUUUCAUGCGUGGCCCAUACGUGGUGGGCUCCUAUCCACCCAAAACGGAACCCAUGUACCUCAGUCAGAGCACCGAACACCUGGCAAGAAUGUAUCACUGUCCCUCACACAUUGGUAUUCCGCCCCCACCCCCGCCGCCCAUUGUGCCUACAGAUGGGGCAAUUAUUGAUGCCCCCAGGACGAAACACGUAAGCUUUGCCCGUUCUCACACACUAACUUCCUUUGAUGAGGCAAUGGGGAUGCGACCCCUCUCACGGAUGGGGAGCACAGCAACACGAAGUCAGGAGCGUCUCAUUGGCGGAAAGAAGCCCACAAUCACUCUCUCGGCACAGCAACUUCCACCCACACAUACCCUCCUGCUCCAACAACCGCAACCACCGCCACCACCCCCGCAGCAGGAGAUUGUCGUGGUGGAAAAAAUCAAGAGGGGUGCAAUGAAGACUCAAGCUACUCAGACGGAGGUUUGUCUUGGCAAGAAGCCACUGCCACCGCACCAUUUAUCACUCAGUCCGCGAACAAUUCACAGGGUGAGAAUGGUGUCUCAGGGUGCUCAGACAAAUGGUAUGAAUGGUCGAACGAAAUUGACGAAGAGUCUAUCAGAGGCGGCAACGAGACAGAUGGGUGUGGGUAUAACACCCACAUCCCCCUUGGAUAUACCACAAUCACCUGGGGAUCAUGAACCGCUGCAUAGAACACAGUCAGAGGAGCCACCACGGUCACCUUUUAGUCUCAUCACACCACCACUUAGCCAUUUACAUGCUGAUAUCCAUUCGCGAACUUCAUCACGACAAAGUCAACUUGAAACAUCACGCAGCGAUAUUUUCUCAUCUGAGAACAUCUUUACACAUUCGAGAAAUCACUCACAAGACAGUGCUGUCACGUCGAAAGCAUCCCAAGAUAGCAUCUCGAUGGUUUUUGAGCCAGCUAUAUCACGUCAAGGGCAGCUGGAGCCGGUACAUCAGCAAUGGGACGGUGGUUAUGGUUACGAAAGCCACAGCUUACCUCGUAGAACAUGUAUUCACCAUAGGGGAGAAGAACGCACAACUAGUACUCUACCUAGAAGAGAUCAUCAGCAUCACGUGCCAUGUGGGCAUGUUACAAUAGGAAGCACAGAGAUGCUUAAUGGAGGAAGUGGAAUAAUACCUGAGAGCAUCCUGAAAGGUAGGAGAAGUUCAGUCGUACGUGAUAGCUCAACGGAAUCCAAUGCUCCAUCUGAACGUCUCCCACGUCGUAUGUCCUCCUAUGUUCCUGUCCAAGAAACUCACGCACAACUCCGUAGAGCCUCACAUCAUGUCAUCUCACCAGAAAUUCAUUCCCUAUCGCGUCGCAGUUCAGCCAAACCACCACCACCAGCAUCGGAAGAAUUCUGUUCAACUUGCGAAUCGGAAAGUGAUUCAAAGACAGACCGUGAGGAGAAGGAGAUUUUCAUUGAUUUCAAGCCAAACAUUUCACCAAUCUCAAGUCCUCAGGCUAGGAAGAAGCGCCUCCAGAAAACCCUCUCUGAAGGGGAGAUUCUCCUCGAGAAGCGUCGAGAGAGCACACUGGACAUAGGAAUGGGUAUGAUGUCGGCAAGUGAUGAAGAUAUCAAUGCACAGCUAGAGCGACAGGAAGCCAAAGAGCACUAUCAGUACCGUAGCUCUCCCAUUAAGGAUGAGGGUAUAUGCAAUAAGCAAAAUCUUCUGACAAUCCCUCAGGUUGGGGCAGAGAAAACCCUUCGGUAUACAAAGGAAUCCUUUAGGAAGCGAUCGAUUAGCCUAGAGGAUCCAACGAUUCUAGAAGCUGGGACGACUUCUGGGACGGGAACUGAUAAAUCAACUCCACCAUCACCCUGCCCCGAUGGAUUAUCUGUUCAAGGGCGUUCGGCUUUUCCUUCAUCAGACUCCAUUGCAGCUGAUCUCACUAGGGAUCAUUCUGAUGGGAUUUGGAAUGAGUCUCAAAUCACAGUUCUGACUAAUGAGCAAAGCCCUUCAGACUCUGGUCCAUCUUUGCUAACUCCAACCACUCGUCGGAAAAACCUUAUUCUCCAGCAUCAACAGAGAAGCUCAAUGGAUACAGAUGCUCUCGAAUUGGAACAAGAAGCUGAUCAGGCUCCAGUUAUUGUCACCAUGGCCACAGCAAUGACUCAAACAUCCAGCUCUGCUGUACCGAUUGAGGCACUCUCAAAGGCCUCUUGGGCAGGUGCGAGACCAUCCAUCAGUACAUGCUCAGCCGCUAUUGGGCCCACUCCAUCCAUAGCCGUGACACCGUCUCUCAGUAUGGAGCAAGAAGAGAAGAGCCCGAGACUUGAGAUAAGACGCACAUCGAGAACACUCUCACCAUCACUUAGGCGCGAAGUUCGAAAAUCAAGUCUUCAAUUUGAAAUAUCACCUCACACUCAUAGGAGACAGGAAUCUCCGGAGCAGAAUGGUGCUGAACACGGUAGCAGGAUGGAAAUAGCCAAGAACAGUACGGACAUAUCGGAGGGAAGCACAAACACGGAAGAUUACAUCACGUGCACGGAUAACUCGAAACGUGCUCAAGGUAUUAAAAUGUCAGGAGCUAGUUCUUCAUCAACCACACAGGUUCCAGUUUCAGCACAAAGUUCUCAGACGGCGACAGUGCAAGAUGGUUCGUCCUUCGAAAGUGCCUCAUCUAUCUAUAGUCUGGCACGCGGAGAUGCCGUCUGUGAUGAUACUGUUGUGGUGGACGAGCAAAAGUUGAGCCCAACCCCAACUUCUCACUCCAUGAAGCAUUCUCCAGCUCAUUCGGUUAGCAGUAGCUCAUCUGGGAGUUACAGCUUGAAGGACUUUCCGCGUACAAAGACAUCCCCUUCGAGAGCACCUAAAGGUGCGGCUGCUGCUGCUAAACCUAAACACGAGUCAAUAUCAGAUGAUGAGCGAAGUGAGAAGAGGUACUCCAGUUCGGGGUACUACGAGAGCCCCCAUGAGGAUGGGGCAGAAGUGAAGGUGGUCAGAGGGAGACGAAGUCGCGAUUGGAAUGAUGAGGAGAGGAGACGUAAAAAGGGUACAAUGAAGUUGGACUUUGAUAAGGAUGCUGCAGCAGAAAAGACCUAUACAUCUCCGCAUGCAAAGUCAGGAGCAGUCUUCAAACAAAUCAGCCCAGAUGAUAGAACAGCUUUAAACAUUCUCGAUGGUACAAGCCCAAGCAAAGCCAAGAGAUUUCGUCCCAAGACAAGAAGGUUUGUCCCUAACUCUAGAUCGCCGAGAAAUCGAAGUGCUUCAGGGGAGGAUACCCUUAUUCGACGCAUUAAAACACCAGCUAUACGAAGUCCGGAACAAACCCCAGCCACACAUGUGGCAACCAAAAUUAGCCCGUCCAAGUAUCCAACGAUGUCGCCUCACCAGCCGCCUUACAGUCCAACUGGAUCACCGCGAAAGCACAAAGAACUCUCACCCGGUAAGCGUCUCAAGGCGCUCUCAACGGAAUCUCUUCGUUCUGUUUCUCCUGGCUCCGAUUCCGUCUUCUACAGCGAAGCUGAUGCAAUGUCUGAGCAUCAGGUUCACUGCCAUCACUGUGGGAAGGAAGUGGAGAUCAUUACAGCAGCUGCAGGUUCUCAGGAAUCACUGAGAAUGGUCGAGGAUGAAAGAGCAGAAAUUGUUCAACCUCCUGCUGGUUUUGCAGAUUCUCCAGAUGGUGUCAGAGCUCCCCAUCAUACGAGACUCUACAAGAAGUUGGAUAAGCGUUUUCGCUCUGAGGAGAGGCACGGAGAUCGACGUCACUAUAGGAAUCGCACAGACACGAGGGCUAAGAGUGAAGAACGUGGUAAGGAGGAGGUGCCAAAGAGUGUUCUACGACCAGCAGGAUCGAGUCCCUGUGUUGUUCCUGUGGAUGACUUCAAUCCGCGAGAACAGCAAGCAGAUCCAGAACAGGGUAUCUACCAUGGGUUCUAUCGUCUUGGUACGUGGAUUUGUAUUGCAAAUAGAGACGUUUGGAGACGCCAUGAUGGACCUACAAUGGAAGUACGAUUCUCAGAUCAGCCACGUGAGUUGACGGAGAGACGAGGUUCGACGGAAUCAGAGAAAGAUUUCAAGAAGAAAUAUCAGGCAAUCACUCAUCGUCUGGUCCAUCGGCGGUCAUGUGUUGAAAUGUACCGACGACAGAGCAUCAACAGCUUUGACACAGACAAAACAGUGGUGGUGUGCCGGGAUUCCGGGGAGUUUGGCUUUAGGAUUCAUGGCUCGAAGCCCGUCGUGGUGUCUGCCAUUGAGCCAGAUACCCCAGCUGAGUCGUCGGGUCUCGAAGUUGGGGACAUUGUUCUCUCCGUCAAUGGGAUUUCUGUGAUCGACAAGAGUCACUCGGAAGUCGUGAAAAUUGCUCACGCGGGCAGUGAUACGCUAGAACUGGAGGUUGCACGCACAAUUGGGAUGCUCUCAGCCAAUGGAGCUGACAAUGCGGCAAUCUAUUCGGGGUAUCUCCUGAGACAGAGUGGCUACGCCAGUGGGAAUGUGAAUGCUGGAAAAUGGGUCAGGAGGUGGUUCACCCUCCGCCCCGACCAUUGUCUCUAUUUCUACAAAACAGACGGGGACUCUCAACCAGUUGGUGCCAUUCUCUUGACCAACCACAGGGUGGAGCACUGCUCCAGCAAUGAGGUGGGCAAACAAUUUGCUUUCCGCAUUGAGGGACCAGAAGCUCCACCACUCAUCCUGGCAGCCGAUACGGAAGAUGCUGUCAAUCGAUGGGUUGCCGUGAUGAGUCAUGCUUCCCAACAGAGUGAUCCAUGGUUGGAGGUCAGCACGCGAAAUCUCCGCUUGUCACCAAAUUGUGUUCCUCGCCCAGACUGUUUUGGGUAUCUCCUCAAAUUGGGCAGUCGCUGGCGUGGCUGGUCAAAGAGAUAUUGUGUCCUCAAGGAUGCCUGCAUGUACUUCUACCACGAUAGCAAUAGCAAGAGUGCAUUCGGUAUGGCCUGUCUUCAGGGCUACCGUGUGCAACCGACAAGUACUGCUGGGGGGAAGAAAUAUGCAUUUGAGGUGGCACCUCCGGAACCCAAGCUCAGGCAUUACUACUUCUCAACCGAAACGGAAAUGGACAAGAAAAGAUGGGUUGCAGCACUCGAGUACUCCAUUGACAGGUGGAUGAAGGCGGGUUGAAGGUGGUUUUGCAAAAAUUUGUGAUUCCACAUUUUGGCGUUACUUUUUUGUGGCACCAAAAAGGAGAGUUUCUAUCUUAAUAAAUUUCUUCAUAUAGUAGCUACAUUUUACGCAAAAUAUCCGAGGUUUGUUAGGAAAUGGUCAAAAGCACAGAAAAUAAGGUCCUUUGUAGAAAUUCUUGUGAAUGUAUUCUAGUGUAUACAUUUUAGGUAAUUGUCGUUAAUGUUGAAGAAAUAUGUAUCACGUAUAAAAAUUCAGGGGGCAAUUAAAUGGUCAAAUCACGUUCAAUUCAAGAAUGAAAAAUUAGUUAUUCUGAAACAAAUUAGUUGCAAAAACUGAAACAGAAUUUCCUUUUUAAUCAAUAAAAGCAUUGAAUCUUCUUUGAAAUUUUACAUAAUUUGUUUUUACAAAUUUGAUUAAAAAUAUGAAAAAAAAAUUAAGUAAUUGAUUACUAAACAAAAAAUAAAAUCAAAACUUCCCGGAAGCAUUUGUUUGCCCCUUGAAAAAUUCACACAGAGAAAAGCGAUUGCAUUUUGGACUUAAUACAUAAAUCUAUGUAGUUGUGUGAAAAAUACGAAAUGGGAAAUACGAAAUCGUAAAAAUAUCUUAUGCGAAGUCUAAUUUGUUGAUUCAAAAAAUAAUAAAAAAGGAGAAAAUGAAAAAAUGUAGCACUGACCAUUUAAAAAAUUUUAAUGUGAAUAUUGAAGUGAAGCAAAAUAGAAUAUAAAAUGUAUUUUCAAUGUUAGAGCUUUAAUUCUAAAUGUAAAAAAUAUUUUUUAAUAAAAGAAAAUAAAGUUAAAAAAAAAUAAAUAAAUCAAUGGAGAAAGGACCAUAAACAAAUAUAAAAAAUAACAUUUUGUUUAAAAUCCUUUUAUUGUUGAGUUUUUUUUUUAUUAAUUCAUUAUAUUUACAUUUUAUUUAUAUCUUUUAAUUUAUUGUUAAAUAUUCUGAUUUAUAAAAAAAACAAGUCUAGGCUAAUCUCCAUAAUUUAAACAUAAAAAAGUGUUACCAUUAUUUCAUAUCAAUGCACAAAAAAAUUUUAGAGAAAUAUAUUUAAAAAUCUAAAAAUAAUAUUGAAGUAAAUUUAAUGAUAAUUUGUUAUGUACCUAAAUGUUAGUCGAAUUACGGGAAGUCACUAAAAGUGCUUUUAAAGAGAGAAAGAGUAAAGUUGGUAAAUGUUGGAAAGGUGUUUAAUGUUUGUUAAAAUUAUAAUAUAAUUUUUUUGUAAAUGGAAUUUAUGUUUUACCAAAAUGAAGCACAUAAAAAAAUUCUAAUUAAACAGAGAGGAAAAUCGCCCAAUAAACAACAAAGACUAAAAUGAAAAAGUUAAAUAUAGAAGAAAUAAAACGAAAAAAAAUAUUGCGUAUAUUAGAUUUUAAAAAGAAAAACUUACCGAAAUUAUAAUAUAUUCCAAAAAAUGUAACUUUUAAGGACAUUUUAGGUCGUACAUGAAUGAAUAACCCCAAAGAAAUGAAACUGACGUGAAAGAAGUUGUUGUAAUAAAAAAUAUAUCUGUAUUAAUAAGUGUUACUAGUAAAGCCAAGAAAAAAGCAAGACACAAUUACAUUAAUGUACUGUCGAUGAUAUUUCAAAAAGUAAUUAAUUAUAUAGCUGUGGCAGAUAGAAAAAGCAGAAAAGAGUUUGAAAAAAUUUGGGUGGUAUUCACCCCUUUUGUUACAUCGCGAAGUGAAUGCAAAAAAAAAUCGUGAUGGAUUAAAAAAAAAUAGACAUUCGUUUUGAUGAAUAUUUGAAUUUUAUGUAGAACUUUUAUUAGGUGAAAGACAAAUGAGGCAGAAAUGGAAGGAAUAUUUAAUCAUCUCUUAUCUCAACUUGAUGUCAAGAAUAGACGUCGUGUAUGAAAAAUUUAUUGGAUGACGAGAGUAAAUAAACUUGGAAUGAGAAAAGAAAAACAUCUCCUCGACUACGAUGAACUACAACUCACUGCCAAAGAAAUGUUUGAAGAAAAAAAAUGUGGAUGAGAAACUUUAAAAAAGGGAGAAAAUAUAAUAAAUCCUAUAAAAUUAAGCAAAUU
Messenger RNA from Lutzomyia longipalpis, 8651 nucleotides. RefSeq lists its product as uncharacterized. Bases 959 to 6619 code for a protein of 1886 amino acids. The transcript has 20 exons. Gene Ontology annotation, molecular function: protein binding. The record is from RefSeq and is a predicted model, not a curated record. NCBI's taxonomy places the organism in Eukaryota, Metazoa, Arthropoda, Insecta, Diptera, Psychodidae.